Messenger RNA from Pseudoliparis swirei, 3769 nucleotides. RefSeq names its product collectrin, amino acid transport regulator (gene cltrn). NCBI's taxonomy places the organism in Eukaryota, Metazoa, Chordata, Actinopteri, Perciformes, Liparidae. The transcript is spliced from 7 exons. Bases 942 to 1580 code for a protein of 212 amino acids. The record is from RefSeq and is a predicted model, not a curated record.
GGGCGUGGUAUCAACUAAAGGGGCGUGGUUUCAACUCCAGGGGCGUGGCAUCAGCUACGUUGCCUUCAGGAGGCGUCGGUACCGAGAGAACUAUGAUCUGUACUUUAUACACGGUGGCUUCACGUGACGUCAGUGAACAUGAUGACCGCUCGAGUUUAACAAGCUGGUUCUGAGUGAAUCACAGAGGCACGACAUGGAGACUCCUAAAGGCUCCUAAAGGCUCAUAAAGGCUCAUAAAGGCUCAUAAAGGCUCCUCAACACGUGAACCUUUUAUUGUUUAUCGUUUACGGGAAUCGAACACGUGACUUCCCUCAUGAAGGUCGUGAUCAGCGAGUCGUGUGUGGCGGUUCUGGUCAAUCAGUAAUGCCCUCAUGAAGAUGGAUAACUUCAUAAACAUGAAGGAGCCGCCGGGCCCCAGAGGGACUCGAGGUCACAUGACCCGUGGAAUGUGGAUUAAUGUGUUACAGGCAGAAGUUAUGAUGCUGGAGAUGAAAGUCUGCACCUUUAAUACGACUCAUGAACCAGCUGCUGCUCCCAGGGGCCUCACCUCUACGGGGCCUGGUGACUUCCCGGUGACUUCCUGGUGCCUUCCUGGUGACUUCCCGGUGGCACUGGAGAUGUGUGAACGUUAUAUAUUUCAAUGUGAGUCUCUGAGGACGUUGAUGUCGUUCCAGAGCGUCACGUGAGGCUACCACCGGGAACAGAGCGUCGCGUCUCCAUAGCAACGCAGCAUCGCGAUGCUGCAAGCUACAUGUCUCCAUAGCAACGCUGGAUAGCGACGUGUAUCCAUAGCGACGCGUCUCCAUAGCAACGCAGCAGAGCAACAUGUCUCCGCCCUCCGUCCAGGUCUCGAGUUGAUUCAGGCCCGUGAGGAAUGCAGCUCUUAUCUCAGAGCUGAAGGUCACAAGUCCCUGCAGCCCUCCGGUAGUUUCCGUGUCGAGAUGUCGUGGACGGCCGUGUUGCUGCUCGCCGGCCUCUCGUGUGCGUGGGCUCAGCCGCUGUGCUCGCCAGGUUCAACUGACGGCUACAAAGUCCGACUCAGCAUCAAAUCCGCUCUGGGAGAUCAAGCUUACGUCUGGAAUAAAAAUGAAAUGUUCCUCUUCCGAGCCACUCUGGCCUUCGCCAUGAGGACGCACUCCGACGGCCUGGAAUACGACGUGGCCAACGUGGUCGUGUGUGACGAGACGCCGCGGGUGUCCUUCUGGUUCGUGGUGACGUCGCCGCUCAACGCCACGCAGCUCGUCGACAAGCGUCAGGUGGAGGAGGCGGUGAGAAAGUCCAGGGGCCGCAUCAACAGCGCCUUCCUGCUGAGCGAUGACACCCUGGAGUUCAUCGGCAUCCUGCCCACCCUGGAGGCGCCGGCGGUCCCGGCCACGGCGCCGUGGCUCAUCGCCUUCGGGGUGGUGAUGGGCGCCGUGUGCGCCAGCAUCGUGGUCGUGCUCGUGUCCUCUGUGGUGCAAAAGAAACGCAAAAACAAACAGAAGCAUGACGGCGAGGAGAAGACGGUGGAAAACGAAGCCGCAAGAGACGGCGUUUACAACCUGUCGUUCUCCGACGAGGAGCCGGUGACCCAGAUGUAGAACUAUAGAUAGAUCAAUAUUCCUUAGUUUGGCUCUCCGAAGGCGGUCGCAUUUCCCCCUCCCUCUCCUCCCCAGGACCUUCCCUGCUUGGCUCCUAUCGUCUUGUCUUGUCUUAUACUUGAGGGACUCUCUCCUCAUCGCUCUUUGAACUAAAAACCAUGGACCUGAUCAACUGGUCUCUCAACGCAAUUGACACCGUCUUCUGGACGAGGAGCUCGGGUUCGGGGGAACCUGCCCGUCCUGCCGGGCCGUUGGCAGCUGGUUCCACGAUGGACGCGUGGGAGCGUCGGCGUGUCUUGUGCCUAGCGGCCCUUUCCGUGGAGGACGUAGAAGACAUCUACCUAUUCGGAACUAUGAUUACAGGAUUUCUGCUGUUUGGAUUUGGCGCUGCCCUGGCUUAUCGGAAAAUGAAGGAAACGGUGACAGCCGUUAAAAGCCCCCUAAGGCUGCCCGACAUGAGGGAUGCUCUGGGUAGAGUUGUUGGCACUCAGACUGUGGCAUUGAACCGCCAGAAUGACAACAUCGUGGAGAAGCUGACGGCUCUGCAAAUGAAUUGGAUCGAUUUGAAAUCCUAUUGGCAAACGGGAGGAAAAUGGAGGGAUAGUAGUUGCGCAAAUUGAAUGCAGCAACUGGAAGACCCAACAAUCCCAAUCUGAUCUGCUUUCGGCUCCCUCAACCAGAACGGGCUUUGGCCAAGGCCGUGACUGGAACAACAACUCCCCCGAAGAUCACUGAAGUGAGAAUCUCUCUCUUUCCCUUCCCCCGAUCCACAGACACCUGUGGUUGUUGUCUCCCCAGGACCUUCCAAGGCUAUCUCCAUGGCAACGACCAUCUUGCGGACUGAGAACUCUGUCCGUUGUGGCCUGGGGGAGGACGACAUACCAGGCCACUCACACACAAACUUUCAACACACUGAUCUGCAUUCACUACCCCCCCCCCCCCAUCCCACGCCUUCGCCUGCUUCGUCCCCCCAGUGUGACAGGACGGGGUCUGUGACUGGCGCCGUGAUGGCUGCCGGACCGGCUGGCUGCUUGUCUGUGCUGGUUACCUUCUGCCCCCACUGGCUGGGCUUAGAUCACCCAGUCUUUGGCUUACCUCCCCCCCCCCUCCUCCAUGUUGCAAGUCAUGUUUAAAAUGUAUGUGCUUAUGUGCUCUCUCUCCUCAUGUUAUGCUGUAAUCUUCAUCCUUUCUUGCCAUUUCGUUGCCUCUGUACCUGUACUCUAGCAAUGACAAUAAAUUGAAUCCAAUCCAAUCCAAUUUAUAAAAUAAAUAAAAAAUUAUAUAUAUAUAUUUAUAUGUAUAAUAUAUAUAAAUAUAUAUAUAUAUAUAAAAAUACAUUAAAAUACAAAUAUAUAUAAAUAUUUAAAACAUAUAUAUACAUAUAUAUGUAUAUAUAUAUAUAUAAAUAUACAUGUCGUGUGUCGUGUGUAGUCGUGUGUCGUGUGUAGUGUGUUAACUCGGCUGUCUAUAAAAUCAAAUGUCUGUUAUAAAUAAAAAUGCAUUGAGGAAUUAAAAGUGGUCAAAUUAGUAAUAGAAAGAAAUUGUGUCAAAUAUAAAGUUUAGUAAAUUGAUAAAAAUGUAAAUAUAUUAAGACUAUUCUCUCAUAAUGUGGAUUAUGUUUGAACGUGAGCAGAAAGACACUAAUAACGAUGUUCAUAAAUGAAUAAAGAUUCUUUUAAAUGAUCAUUGAAGUGAUGAGGAGCCACGUGCACUUUAAAGAGCCACGUGCACAUUUAAAGAGCCACGUGCACUUUAAAGAGCCACGUGCACAUUUAAAGAGCCACGUGCACAUUUAAAGAGGUUAAAGACACUAAAGAGGGAAGAGAGAGACGAUAUUAAACGAGAAGAAUUACUCGACAGGAGAAUAAAUAUUAAAAACAAAACAUAAUAAUUUUAUUUAAUGUUGUUCUAAGAAACAACUCAAGUCUGAUUCUUGAUGUUAAAUCAUGUUGUUAUACUAUAUUAUAUAUAUUAUUAUGUGAAACUAUUACUGAUAGUUCAGCUGCUGUACCUCCAUGCAGUGCGCAGGCUGGCCGCCAGGUGGCAGCACAGCACCGCGCGAGAAAGAGGAAGAAGAAGAAUUUUGUCAACCCGCUGAUGACUAUAUAUACAGGACUGUCUCAGAAAAUUAGAAUAUUGUGAUGAAGUUCUUUAUUUUCUGUAAUGCAAUUAAAAAAACAAAAAUGUCA